This is a messenger RNA of Mesitornis unicolor (brown roatelo), 2323 nucleotides long. RefSeq names its product cullin-4B. The annotation marks the transcript as partial. The record is from RefSeq and is a predicted model, not a curated record. Gene Ontology annotation, biological process: DNA damage response; protein ubiquitination; ubiquitin-dependent protein catabolic process. Gene Ontology annotation, cellular component: Cul4B-RING E3 ubiquitin ligase complex. The transcript has 18 exons. Gene Ontology annotation, molecular function: ubiquitin protein ligase binding. NCBI's taxonomy places the organism in Eukaryota, Metazoa, Chordata, Aves, Mesitornithiformes, Mesitornithidae.
GCUGUUGAAAAUCUCUGCUCCUACAAGAUUUCUGCAAACUUGUAUAAACAAUUGAGACAGAUCUGUGAAGACCACAUUAAAGCACAAAUUCACCAAUUCAGAGAGGAUUCGUUGGAUAGCGUCCUUUUUCUAAAGAAAAUAGACAAAUGUUGGCAAGAUCACUGCAGACAAAUGAUUAUGAUUAGAAGUAUCUUUUUGUUCUUGGAUCGAACUUAUGUACUUCAGAAUUCAAUGCUGCCGUCUAUUUGGGAUAUGGGGCUAGAAUUGUUCAGAACUCAUAUAAUCAGUGAUCAGAAGGUCCAGAACAAAACUAUUGAUGGCAUUCUUCUGCUGAUUGAGAGGGAAAGAAAUGGUGAGGCUAUUGAUAGGAGUUUACUGCGAAGCCUUCUAAGCAUGCUUUCUGACUUGCAGAUUUAUCAAGACUCUUUCGAACAUAGAUUCUUGGAAGAGACUAACCGACUGUAUGCAGCAGAGGGACAGAGGCUUAUGCAGGAACGAGAGGUUCCAGAAUAUCUUCACCAUGUCAACAAGCGCUUGGAAGAAGAAGCAGACAGAAUAAUCACUUAUUUAGAUCAGAGCACACAGAAGCCACUAAUUGCUACUGUAGAAAAGCAACUUCUAGGUGAACAUUUAACAGCCAUUCUUCAGAAAGGUUUAAACCACCUCCUUGAUGAAAACAGAAUUCAAGACCUGUCUCUUCUGUAUCAGUUGUUCAGUCGUGUGAGAGGUGGAGUACAGGUUCUCUUGCAACACUGGAUUGAGUACAUAAAGGCAUUUGGUAGCACCAUAGUAAUUAAUCCAGAAAAAGACAAAACCAUGGUCCAAGAACUACUUGAUUUUAAAGACAAAGUUGACCAUAUUAUUGAUGUUUGCUUCCUCAAGAAUGAGAAAUUUGUAAAUGCCAUGAAAGAAGCCUUUGAAACAUUCAUUAACAAAAGACCAAAUAAGCCAGCUGAACUUAUAGCUAAAUAUGUAGAUUCAAAGCUUCGUGCAGGCAACAAAGAAGCUACUGAUGAAGAACUUGAAAAAAUGCUGGAUAAAAUUAUGAUCAUAUUUAGAUUCAUAUAUGGAAAAGAUGUCUUCGAGGCCUUUUAUAAAAAAGAUCUAGCAAAGAGACUGUUAGUUGGGAAGAGUGCAUCAGUAGAUGCUGAAAAAUCUAUGCUUUCCAAACUCAAACAUGAAUGUGGAGCUGCUUUCACCAGCAAACUUGAAGGAAUGUUUAAAGAUAUGGAGCUUUCAAAAGACAUAAUGAUACAAUUUAAACAGUAUAUGCAAAAUCAGAAUGUACCUGGCAACAUUGAACUAACAGUGAAUAUUCUGACUAUGGGUUAUUGGCCAACCUACGUGCCUAUGGAGGUCCAUUUGCCCCCAGAGAUGGUAAAACUGCAGGAGAUUUUCAAGACCUUUUAUUUAGGCAAACACAGUGGUAGGAAACUUCAGUGGCAGUCAACACUAGGACACUGUGUACUAAAAGCAGAAUUUAAAGAGGGCAAAAAAGAACUUCAAGUCUCCUUGUUCCAGACACUGGUGCUGCUCAUGUUUAAUGAAGGGGAGGAGUUCAGUUUAGAGGAGAUAAAACAAGCCACUGGGAUAGAGGAUGGAGAGCUGAGGAGGACACUUCAAUCUCUGGCUUGUGGCAAAGCCAGAGUACUGACUAAAAGCCCGAAAGGCAAAGAUGUGGAAGAUGGUGAUAAAUUCACAUGUAAUGAUGAUUUCAGACAUAAGCUCUUCAGGAUAAAGAUCAACCAAAUUCAGAUGAAAGAAACGGUAGAGGAACAGGCAAGCACUACAGAGAGAGUAUUCCAGGACCGGCAGUACCAGAUUGAUGCUGCAAUUGUACGAAUCAUGAAGAUGCGCAAGACACUGAGUCAUAACCUGCUUGUGUCGGAGGUCUACAACCAGCUUAAAUUCCCAGUAAAGCCUGCUGACCUUAAGAAGAGAAUAGAAUCCUUAAUUGACAGGGACUAUAUGGAAAGAGAUAAAGAAAACCCGAAUCAGUACAACUAUAUUGCAUAAACGUGUUGGCCUUUGUUUUACUGCACACUUGGUGUCAUACACAGUUGCCAGUGGAUAAACUAGCCUGUUGAUCCUGUUAAUUGACUUUUCAUACUACCGAUGAUUGAAUGAAAGCAAUGUAAUGGAAAGGUAUAGUAGAGUGGACUUCUUUCAGUGGUUAACAUGCCCACUUAAAGAGUACUAUUUACAUUUUAAGAAGAAUGCUGUUGAACUCUUUGCAUGUUAUUUAGUAAGAUGUGCAGAAAGCUGAAAGAAAGUACCUGGUCUUUGUGAUUUCAUUUGUCUCUGGGUCUGAAGAGGAGUCCCU